AAUGCAGCUCCACACCUUUCCGGGGUAGCAGCACUGCGACCAGCUCCACUCAAAGGAGAAAGACGAGAGCUGGGUGUAUUUACCGAGACAGGAGGGGUAGAUAGGAGGGGGACGAGAGUUUCGCAAGUGGAUACGCGUGUUUGUUGGGUCACUGAGGUUUUUUUUUUUAACCUCCCGACUCGUCCCUUCCACGGUGAAGUCACCUGGCGCGACGCUUGAUGGAGUAGCCGCAGAAAGCUGCUUUUCUCUGGUAGCGGUGAAGAGAACAAGGGCGCACCCGGUGAGGAGCACCGCCACACACAAACCACCAGAAGGAAUUCACAAGUACCGCGGCUUCUUUUUUUUUUCUUCCAAGGAGGGGGCCCUUAAAUACACGCCGUGUCUGCUUGGUCUGCAGCUCCCUAAUCGCCACGGCCUGUAUUUGUCACACCGCUUUCUGUUGAUUUGGGCAAAUACAAUGAACGUCCUGCAACAGCUGCUGCCAAGUUCUUAGUGUGACCGUGCCAUGUUGUGUACAGGCCCUGACAACACUGUGCUGCUGCUGCUGCUCUGAACAUAAAUGCCCCUGCACUUAACAGCAUCCUGACAGACUUUCAAGUCCCCAAAGUCUACCGUUUGUUAGGUUUUUAACAUGUGUGUGCAUUUUUGACUUUUUUUUUUCUUCCUCCUCUCCUUCCAACGUAUGCUCUUCACUGAGUCAUGUGUUCACCAGUCAGCCCGUAAUAAAAAGCUGAAGCUGUAUUGUACGUGAAUAAUCAUCAUCAUCAUCAUCAUCAGCACGGUGUCAGAAACUUUUAUUUUUUUCUCUCGUUAGGAACAAAGUAUUUAUGCACAAGAGUUCAAGAUGGGGAAAAUGCUCUCAAAAAUUUUUGGCAACAAGGAGAUGAGAAUAUUGAUGCUCGGACUGGAUGCUGCUGGAAAGACAACAAUCCUUUACAAACUGAAACUCGGACAGUCUGUGACCACAAUCCCCACAGUCGGCUUCAAUGUGGAAACUGUCACCUACAAAAAUGUCAAGUUCAACGUGUGGGAUGUUGGAGGCCAGGACAAGAUCCGUCCCCUGUGGCGACACUACUACACGGGCACCCAGGGGUUAAUUUUCGUGGUGGAUUGCGCGGACAGGGAUCGCAUCGACGAGGCGAGGCAGGAACUCCACCGCAUCAUCAACGACCGGGAGAUGAGGGAUGCCAUCAUCUUGAUAUUCGCCAAUAAGCAAGACCUUCCGGAUGCCAUGAAGCCACACGAAAUCCAAGAGAAGCUCGGAUUGACCCGCAUCAGAGAUAGGAAUUGGUAUGUUCAGCCCUCCUGUGCGACCACAGGUGACGGACUGUAUGAGGGCUUGACAUGGCUAACCUCAAAUUACAAAUCUUAAUGAUUGAGUGCUGACUGUUUUAGGUCAAAACUGUAAUAAAGUUGCAAGUAACAAAUAACUUCUCGAAAUGAGUAUGGUUAAGAAAUUUGAUUAUCUCCCAUUUAUUUUUAAUACUACGUUUACCCCAUGACUAAUUUAUCUUUAACUGGGUUUGCCGGCUUAAAGUUUGCUUGUACUCUGUAGCAGGCCUAUAUCACAUUCAUUAUUAUUGGGGCUUGCUUGAUGAAUAUUGAAUUAAUUGAUUCUAAGGUUAAAGCCACAGAGAUCACCGCCUUUGCCUGUUCUUUUUUUCCUGUUUUAUAUAAUUUUUUCUAAUGAAGCUGAGGAGUUUUUAUCUUCAUUCUUGGACUGAAGCUUGUUUCGAGGUUCUUCUGUCUCUGUUGCGUUGAGCUUGGAUCUUUUUUUCUUCUGAGGCGAGCUCUUCAAUGUCAUGUAGCCUACUUGAAGAAGGACUUUGACAUUUGUUUUAACACAGUACUGUGAUGGAAAAGUAUUCCUUCUCGAUGGUGUUGAGAAAGAGGAAAAAAAAAAAAAGCAAGUUUAAAAGGAAAAAAAAAAAAAUAUCACCAAUGCUUACAUUUCAUUGUCAUCAGUCUGGGCAUCAGAUAAAAAAUUACUUGGGACAUGUUUUUGUUACCCCACCCAGUACCCUUAUGUGGGCUAUAUAGUUAACUGAUUGACCUUUUGUGUCAUGUCUUGAUACCUAAUUGUGCUGAAUAUUCAACAAAUAGGCCUCCAGUAACUCUUAAACAUGCUUGUCGGGAUGCAUUUUUAAUUUUUUGGGUAAUACGUAGUCAGUCGACUCAAUCUUUCCAAAGGAAUGUCAUUCAGCUCUGUGCUCUCAAUCUGAUACCACAGUUGAUUAGUCUCAGUAUUGGGACAUUAUAUGAUAGCCUAUAUCUGUAGCAUGAGUACGAAAGUACAUUAACCCUACAUCAGAGUCCAUCUGUCGUGCAGUCAGAGGGAGCUGUUUACUGGUGAAAUGUUGAACGACACCCUGUGGUGCAGCUCUUACUCCUAUUUUGACUGGGGGGAACCAUGUACAGAACAAUGUCAUUGUAAUGUCUUAUUAAAAAAGUGAUUUUAAAUCC
This is a messenger RNA of Stegastes partitus (bicolor damselfish), 2463 nucleotides long. RefSeq names its product ADP-ribosylation factor 6b (gene arf6b). Bases 845 to 1372 code for a protein of 175 amino acids. Lineage: Eukaryota; Metazoa; Chordata; Actinopteri; Pomacentridae. The transcript has 2 exons. The record is from RefSeq and is a predicted model, not a curated record. Gene Ontology annotation, molecular function: GTPase activity; GTP binding.